Messenger RNA from Oryza brachyantha (malo sina), 1658 nucleotides. RefSeq names its product probable serine/threonine-protein kinase PBL19. Gene Ontology annotation, molecular function: ATP binding; protein kinase activity. The coding region runs from base 486 to 1637 and encodes 383 amino acids. The record is from RefSeq and is a predicted model, not a curated record. Gene Ontology annotation, biological process: protein phosphorylation. The transcript is spliced from 4 exons. NCBI's taxonomy places the organism in Eukaryota, Viridiplantae, Streptophyta, Magnoliopsida, Poales, Poaceae.
CCGCGGCGUGUGCGUGUUGGGAUCGGCGCGAACGAACUCGCCGACGCAGCGGAACCGCGGAGAGGAGACGGUACGCAUCCUCCUUUUCUCCCUCGAUUGAUUCCACGCGGGUCUUCUCCCCACUUGCUCAUGGGUCAUGGAUUUCCUUCCAACAACACGACGUCGUCUUCCUCCUCGCGUUUCACCAUGCAAAUCAGUUGCCUGCUUGUCCUUGUCAAGGCUCAAGCUUGCGCUAUUUGUUUCCCCUGCUCUCCUCUCUGAAUUUCUUCUCUGCCUCUUCUGAAAUCUGAACUGAACCAUGCUUGUGCUCCUUCCUCAUGAACAGCCUUUAGAAUCGUGUCACUUCUGCUCGCUGAAAUUAUAAAUCUCUCAUCCUCUUUAGUUUUCGUGGAGUUCUGGGUGUUUUGAUGGAUGGUACUCCCCAAAGAUUUGGAUUUUAAUCAGCAAGUAGGUCUAUUUUGUGGUUGAAUUUGCCGUCAGAUCAGAUGGGGUGCUUCGCCUUCAGGAGCGGCAAGAGCAAGGCCAAGAACCGGCAGACGCCGGCGGCGUCGGGCGCCAAGUCGUCGGACGGGCAGAAGAGCAAGCCGUCGGCGGCGUCGUCGACGCCGGCGAGGAGCAUACAUGAGCUGUCAGAGGAGAGGGGCGCGCAGCGGCUGCGGGUGUUCGACCUGGACGAGCUCAGCAGCGCCACCAACGGGUUCAGCCGCGCGCUCAAGAUCGGCGAGGGAGGGUUCGGCCCCGUCUACCGCGCCUUCUUCCGCUCCGGCGGCGGCGGCGGCCGCGGCCGGGUCGUCCUCGCCGUCAAGCGCCUCAACCAGCGCAGCCUGCAGGGGCACAAGCAAUGGCUGGCUGAGGUCCAAUUCCUAGGUGUUCUUGAGCAUCCCAAUCUAGUGAGGCUUGUUGGCUACUGUGCAGUGGAUUCAGAAGCAAGCAGGCAAAGGUUGCUGGUCUACGAGUUCAUGCCCAACAAGAGCCUGGAUGACCACCUGUUCAACCGAGCUCAUCCUCCCCUCUCAUGGAGAUUGAGGCUGCAGAUCAUGAUCGGCGCCGCGCGCGGACUGGACUACCUCCAUGAAGGCCUGCAAGAAGUUCAGGUGAUAUACAGGGAUUUUAAGGCAGCCAAUGUUCUUCUUGAUGCCGAUUUCAACCCAAAACUUUCAGACUUUGGGCUCGCAAGAGAGGGGCCAACUGAAGGAAAGACACACGUCUCCACUGCGGUGGUGGGGACGCACGGGUACGCGGCGCCGGACUACAUCGAGACGGGGCACCUGACGGCGAAGAGCGACGUGUGGAGCUUCGGGGUGGUGCUGUACGAGAUCCUGACGGGGAGGCGGUCGGUGGAGCGGAGCCGGCCGGCGGCGGAGCAGAAGCUGCUGGGGUGGGUGCGGCAGCACCCGCCGGAGAGCCACAGCUUCCGGUCGAUCAUGGACCCGCGGCUGGGCGGGCGGUACACGGCGGCGGCGGCGCGGCAGGUGGCGAGGCUGGCCGACCGCUGCCUCGCCAAGAACCCCAAGGAGCGGCCGGCGAUGCGGGAGGUCGUGGAGGAGCUCGAGCGGGCGCUCCAGAUGGAGCCACCGUCCACGGCCGACAAGGACGGCGGCUGCCGCCCCCCGCCGCCGCCGCCGGCGAAGCGGUGACGUCGGCUUCCUCAGUCGAUC